Messenger RNA from Aspergillus nidulans FGSC A4, 1062 nucleotides. RefSeq names its product ubiquitin domain-containing protein. Bases 1 to 1062 code for a protein of 353 amino acids. The transcript is spliced from 3 exons. The record is from RefSeq and is a predicted model, not a curated record. Lineage: Eukaryota; Fungi; Ascomycota; Eurotiomycetes; Eurotiales; Aspergillaceae.
AUGGGCUGCUGCUUCUCCGUGUCGCGUGAACCCCACGACUCCAACGGCCAAACACCCACAGAGGAGCAUAGCUCCGCAAUAGCACCGCCGUCCCACAUUCCAUCUUCAUCCCGCCAGAGCCGCCAGCGUCAUCUUACGCACAACCCCUCCCCAUCCUCCUCUCACCAUGACCGCCAAAGACAGCAACAACAGGCCGUACCCCUCCAGCAGCACAUAAACGCACCCAUCCGACCGCACAUAUGGCACUCUAAGAAGCGCCUAUGGACUCGCGCGCUUCUUGACCGCGAGCGAACGGAGUUCUUCGAGACCCGCGUCACGGGGCGGCCGGAAGUCUGGGACGCACUGUCUGCGGCAUUGCAGUUCAUGCGGAACGGAGACUACGAGACCGCGCAGAGCAUCAUUGAUGCGGCGGGAGUGACAGUUCCGACUGGGGACCUUUGUCAGGGAGUUUAUGAUGAGCAGGGGGUUCUCUAUCGGUUGCCGAGGUGUAUUGUUAGUGAUCCUGUGAAUAUUGUAGUUGGGGAUGUGGGUUUGGGUGGGAGUGGGAGUGGAAGUGGAAGUGAUUCUGAAGGAAGUGACGGCGGGGCAGAUGAUGAUUUGGGGUUUGAGACAGAUGAGAAUGAGCAUGGGGAUAGGAAGGUGGGAUAUGUUCGAGAGGGCGAGGGUGUUGAGUCGGGAGAUGAGUUGAUCAAGAACGGCGCUGGGGCGAGGGCGAGGGUUCUGGCAAGGUCUGCAGAUGACGAGGCUAGUAUAGAGAGAGAACGCGAGCGGCGAAGGGAUGAGAAAGGGAAGACAAGUGAGCGCGAUCUCAUCCGAGUAAAAACACGACUGAGUGAUCGCGACGGCGCGGACGUUAUCGUCGCCUUAAGAAAGACGCAGAAUGUCGGUUUUCUUGCGCGCAAGCUGCAGCAGGAGGUUGGGAUCCCUCGAACCCAGCGCAUCCGAAUCGCCUACCUAGGCAAAAUCCUUAAAGAGCACAAAACGCUCUUCGACCAGGGCUGGCAACCGGGGCAUGUGGUGAAUGCGCUGGUUGUUGCGCGACGGUCCUCUUCCUCACAAUGA